Messenger RNA from Chenopodium quinoa (quinoa), 1752 nucleotides. Its product is annotated as phospholipase A1-IIgamma-like. Gene Ontology annotation, biological process: lipid metabolic process. The record is from RefSeq and is a predicted model, not a curated record. The coding region runs from base 269 to 1504 and encodes 411 amino acids. The transcript has 2 exons. Lineage: Eukaryota; Viridiplantae; Streptophyta; Magnoliopsida; Caryophyllales; Amaranthaceae. Gene Ontology annotation, molecular function: glycerophospholipid phospholipase A1 activity.
CUCUAAACGACCAUAAUGUAACUUAAGCUAUAAAUAGCAUUGUAUAAACAAAUCUUCAAGCUCAAUCCUCGCUCAAAAUCAUAAUGUAACUUAGACUACAAUUUUUUUACCGAGUAAUAAAAUAACAAAAAAAAAUAUGAAACUCACAAUGUCAACCUCAAUGUGACACUAUAUAUGUUUAAAUUGAUAAUAAUACAUUUGCAUUUGUACUUUGUACCUACGUUUCUAACCAAGAAUACCACUUAAGCUAAGCAACAAACGGCCAAAAAUGAUGAACUCUCUUCACCAUCACAAGAAAUGGGAAAAGCUUAGCGGCCAAAACGAUUGGGAAGGCCUCUUAGAUCCCCUCGAUAUCGAUCUCCAACGAAACAUCAUCCACUAUGGAGAGAAGGCUCAAGCAUGCUACGACACCUUUGAUAGCACAAAAAUAUCGAAAUAUGCCGGUAGUAGUCGUUUCUCUAAGAAGAAUUUCUUCCCAAAAGUAGGGCUAGCAAACGGACGGCCUUACAAGUACCGCGUUACCAAGUUCUUGUAUGCAACUUCGGGAAUAGCUUUGCCUGAUGCAUUUUUGUUUAAGUCACUUUCGAGGGAGGCUUGGAGUAAGGAGUCUAAUUUUAUAGGGUAUGUAGCCGUGGCGGAGGACGAGUCGGUGGCUAUGUUAGGGAGGAGGGAUAUUGUUAUUGCUUGGAGAGGGACUAUACAAUCGUUGGAGUGGGUUAAUGACUUGCAAUUUCUUCAAGUUUCGGCUUCGAGUAUACUUGGUAAGGGUGAUGGAAAUGAUGAUCCUAAGGUGCAUGAAGGAUGGUACUCGGUUUAUACUUCGGAAGAUCCUAAAUCGCCAUUUAACAAGACUAGUGCAAGAUCCCAAGUUAUUCAGGAACUCCAAAAUUUAGUUGAACAAUACAAAGAUGAAGAGAUCAGCAUAACUAUAACCGGUCACAGUUUAGGUGCAGCCCUAGCUACACUAAACGCGGUUGAUAUAGUUGCCAACGACCUAAACAAACCCAAAGAUUUCCCAGCAAAAUCAUACUUAGUAACAGCCAUAAUAUUCGCGAGCCCUAGAGUAGGAGACUCCGAUUUCAAAAAGAUUUUCUCAAAAUAUGACAAACUUAAACUCUUAAGGGUACGUAACACCUUUGACAUCGUACCAAACUACCCUUUACUAGGGUAUUCCGACGUUGGCCAGGAGUUGGUGAUUGACACGACUAAGUCUCCGUACUUGAAGACCCCCGGUACGUUCACAAAUUGGCAUAAUAUGGAGGCAUAUUUGCACGGAGUUGCAGGAACACAAGGUAGUAAGGCGGCGUUUAAGUUGGUAGUUGAUCGCGAUAUUGCACUUGUAAAUAAGUCGAUGGAUAAUUUGAAGGAUGAGUAUCUUAUACCGGUUGCUUGGUGGAUUUUGAAGAAUAAAGGAAUGGUUCAACAGCCUAAUGGUUCUUGGUUAUUGAUGGAUCAUGAAAUGGAUGAUGAAGAUCAUUAUAUUGACUUUGACCUUUUCAUAUAAUAAUAUUUUUUAUUUCCAAAAAAUAUCUUUAUUUUUCCAUAGAAUCCAAAAAUUUGUGUAAUGUGUAGUUAUGGGUCAGAACUCAGAAGGAGUACAUUUGGACCUUUCUAGACCUGACCUCUUCGACGACAUUGAGUCUAUGUUUGUUUGUUUUUUUUUUUUUUUUUUAGUGUUUUUGGUUUCGAUUUCUGUUGUUUGGAUUAUCCUACCUUUGGCAUUACAAUUUAUCAUGGAUUCUUUAACUUUAA